This is a messenger RNA of Colias croceus (clouded yellow), 3221 nucleotides long. Its product is annotated as piggyBac transposable element-derived protein 4-like. Lineage: Eukaryota; Metazoa; Arthropoda; Insecta; Lepidoptera; Pieridae. The transcript is spliced from 4 exons. The record is from RefSeq and is a predicted model, not a curated record. Bases 118 to 2325 code for a protein of 735 amino acids.
UGGCCAUAUUCAAAAAUACAUAUUGUGUUCAAUUUGUUUAGUGCUGUUUAGUGCUGCUGCCUGCUAGUUUGGUGUGUCAGUGAACAACACGUGCGUGAUUUUUGGAUUUUUGUAAGAAUGUCGUCUGGACACAAUAGUAAGGAACCUCCAGCAGAUUUCUUAAAUCUGCUUUAUGCAGACGAAAAGGAGGAGUAUCAGAGUGACGAGGGCAAUAGUGACGUGGAGGAUGACUAUGAAGGGAGCCGGUCGCCGACGCCAGUCGCUCCUCUUAAUUCGCCACUUACCUCGCCAAAACGCGAGAGUAUAGAAGGGAGGAGUGACUUAAGAGCGAGGUCGAGGUCCCCAAUUUGGCUACAGCCAUCUGAAUCAGCACCAAGAGUGGUGGUACAAAUUUACGACGAAGAUGGCACGCCAUUGGAAGCCGAAGACACAUUUUUGACCGCUGACGCCCACACUAUUUUUGUUUCCCCAAAUUUGAGUGAAAGAGGAAGGAGUGGACGAAGGAGUAGACGAAGGGUUGGAGGGCGAGGCGAUCGGGGUGGACGAGUAAGGAGUGUACGUGUGUUCGGGCAAGGCCGUAGGGGUCCUCGGUGGGAGGUGGGACACCCAUUGAAUGAAAUUUGGGUGACAGAUGACGAUGUGCCUGAUGAAUUGAGAAAUAUGGUGAUGGAUGUUAUAAAUAGCAGAAUGCAAGGUCGCGAUAGAAACAGGCCUGAAAGAGGAACGGAAAGCGAGAAUGAAGAUGUUUAUGAGUUUUUCGAUGCAGAUGAAUGUGGAGAUUUUGAAUGGGCUUCUAUGGAGUCAUUUCAGGGGAAGGAGGAAACGUUUUUACCAGCAGUUACUGGUUCAACUCGGGUAUAUAAUUCGGCCUAUGAUGCUUUUCGUUCAUAUUGGGACGAUGACAUCUUAGGUCUGAUUGUGUCUGAGACGAACCAGUACGCUUCUCAAAUCGCGUCUUCCUCUUUCCAGUCUGAAUGGUACGCUACCAACAUCCACGAAAUUUUGUGUCUUUUUUCUUUCUGGAUGAUGCUGGGCAUCAUAAAAAUGCCAACCAUCACCAGUUGUUUUUCAACCCACCCUCUCCUAAUGACCGAAGUCUUCCAACGAAUUUUCAUUCGAAAGAGGUAUGAAAAUUUGUCGAGAGCCCUCCAUUUUAUAGAUACCGACCCCGCUAAUCUCUCAAAUAAUACUGCUAAAACCUCAGAUCGUCUAUACCGAUUAAGACCGAUCAUAUCACAUCUGAACGCGAAAUUUCAGUCUAAUUAUGUAUUAGACAAAGAUAUUUGUAUAGACGAGAGCUUAACGCUUUGGAAGGGGAGAUUAGAUAUAAAACAGUACAUUAAGACAAAAGCUUCGAAGUUUGGAAUCAAAACUUUCGAAUUGUGUGAGAGUGUCACUGGCUACCUUUGGUCGUUUAUUGUUUACACGGGUAAACAAUCCUCAGCGGAUUUAGAACAAGCACAUGGUGUGCCUAAAAGUACAGCUGUCGUAAAAAAGCUAAUGGCACCUUUGCUUAACAAAGGAUAUCGAUUAUUUAUGGAUAAUUGGUAUAAUUCACCUCUUUUAGCCAGAUUUCUUAAACGUAACGGCACCGACUGCAUCGGUACUUUAAGACCAUCCCUCCGAGAUGUUCCCGUUCUAAUAAAUAAGGCUCCGCUAAAAAGGGGAGAGAUUAUUGCUAGACAUUCCGGCGAUGUCUCAGUGUUAUCAUGGCAAGACAAAAAACGUGUAACCAUGAUUUCUACUUGUCAUGGUUCAUAUACUGCCUUGCCUAGAGUUCCAUCUAAACAUAUGUCUCGUCCAGUACCAUUCAAACCACAAGUGGUACUGGACUAUAAUAAAUUCAUGGGGGGAGUGGAUCUCAAAGAUCAAAUGCUAGAGCCUUAUUUAUUGGAACGGAAACGUUGUCAAAAAUGGUACAUGAAACUAUUUAAACGGUUGGUCAAUGUUUCCAUCCUUAAUUCACGUAUUCUUCUUCAGUCAUCCACUAAUAAAGUUCAUGAUCAUUUAGUUUUCCGCCUUCAACUUGUAGACUCUAUCCUCGCAAAGCAUCUUUCUCAUUGUCCUCAAGGUCGCAGUCGUACUGUAUCUAGCAAUAGAUCUCAGCACCAAGAACUUGGGAGAUUAAUACCUGGUGCACAUUGGCCCACUUUGCUGACAACACCACAAACCGGUGGUAAUUCGGCAGAAAACCGCACUUUUCGAAAACGGUGUGUUGUUUGCCUUCGGGAAGGGAGGAAAACAAUAAAAACCACCUUUUCUUGUGAAACUUGCGGUGUCCCACUGUGCAUACAAAAUUGCUUCAAAUCGUAUCACAUAUCAUAAUCAUACUUUUCUUUUUCUACUUCUUUCCAUCCAAUUAUUCAUAAAUAAUCGAAAUGUUUGAGGUUUGUUUGUUUGUGUUCGCGAUUAUCUUUGAUACUACUGAAUGGAUUUUCAGGUUUACCCGUGUGAAUAAUCUUUGAAACUACUGAAUGGAUUUUCAGGUUUAGCCGUGUGAAUAAUCUUUGAAACUACUGGAUGGAUAUUCAGGUUUAGCCGUGUGAAUAAUCUUUGAAACUACUGAAUGGAUUUUCAAGUUUAUCCGUUUGAAUAAUCUUUGAAACUACUGAAUGGAUUUUCAGGUUUACCAGUGAGAAUAAUCUUUGAAACUACUGAAUGGAUUUUCAGGUCUACCCGUGUGAAGCCGGGGGGGGGGGGGGGGGGGUGAAUAUAAUAAAUAUUUUGCAAUAGGCACAAAAUUUCAUUUUGGUUUCACGGUAGCUAUUUGAAAGGUAUUUAUGAGAGAAGUGAAAGAUUUGGAUGUGCUGAGUGUUUGGUGUGUGGGCGUUGGUUUAGUGGCUUCGUACUUCGUAGUAGAAGUACAAAUUAUUUCAUAGAUUUGUGUCAUAUUCAAUGAUUCCGUUGAAAUACAUUGAUGAUAAUUAGAAUUUUAUGGAAAUUCCACCGAUUAGGAAAUACAAAUAUUCCAGCAAUAUAUUUAUUUCAAACCUCCUGCUAUUUUUGAAGAGAAUUAAAAUACACAUUAUGUUUUUGUUUUUGUAAUAGAAUCCAUAAAAAUAGGAAACUUGUUUGAGGUUUUCGGACUACCUUCUUUCUUCUCCGUGAUUGAGUUGAACGCAAUUGUGACGAUGAUGAUGAUGUGUUCAUCACCAUUGUUUAUAUUUUUCGAUUAUAACCAAUGUUUAUAUUUUUCGUGCAAAUAAAGCAAUUGUAACUUA